Messenger RNA from Penicillium daleae, 759 nucleotides. RefSeq names its product polysaccharide lyase family 20 protein. The record is from RefSeq and is a predicted model, not a curated record. The coding region runs from base 1 to 759 and encodes 252 amino acids. Lineage: Eukaryota; Fungi; Ascomycota; Eurotiomycetes; Eurotiales; Aspergillaceae. The transcript has a single exon.
AUGUUUUUCAAGAGCGUUCCAACCAUAGCUAUCUUGGCUUCUGGCCUUAUAGCAUCGGCUACCCAGACUUUCAGCAACACCGGCACACUUUCAGGCUGGACUGGGCAGACAAUAGAACACAAGGGCAGCAUCCGGGAGGUCACCGAUGUCGUCUACAAGGGUAAUACCGCUCUCGAGAUGACCCAGGUCUAUGAUCCCAACUGGUCCGGCCGUUUCCACUCGGAAAAGUCCAAGACUGCAGUCUACAAGCUCGGUGGCCAAGGCUACUACGGAUUUGCUUUCCGCCUGCAGGAUGACUGGCAAUUCUCCCCAGCGCAAUCGUACAACCUGGGCCAGUUCAUCGCCGACUUCACAGACACUGGGUGCGAUGACUGGAUGCCAGCUAGCAUGGUUUGGAUCCUCGGGAACCAGCUCUAUACUCGCGUGAAGUACGGAUCGAUCUGCAGUCAGCGUACUCGGACUUUCGAGAAAGUCGCUACUGUGACGGCGGGAGAGUGGCAUCGGGUCACCAUUCAGGCCAACUGGCAGACCCAUAACGGUUCUUACACACUUUGGUUUGAUGGCAACAAAGUCGUCGACGUACACAAUAUUCCGACAAUGAUCAAUGAUGCUCGACCAUUUGACUACCACGUCGGUAUCUACGCCAACGGCUGGCAUGACGACCACACCAUGAAAGGUAGCCAAGGCACGCGCCAAGUCCAUUUUGAUCAGAUUUCUGUUGGCACUACUUUUGCCGAUGCCGAUCCCAGUCAAUGGUAG